AUUGUUCUAUGGACAAUGCAUGUGUCUGAAAUAAAGUUGAUGAUGCUAUUCUGCAGGAAAAAAACAAGACAAAAAAAAGUUGGUCAAAGUCAAAGGUGGCACAAGAGACGAUGUGUUUACUGUGGGAGGCAGCGGCGACGGCAAACAUUCGUUGACGUGAGGCCACAUGUAUAGCCAUGAAAACAGGCUAUAAAAGCCCCUUUACGCUCACGAACAAGCCAAUUUAAAACAAUGAUUGAGGAUACACAACUCCAGAGGAAUGUACUUACCAUCCUGGGUUUUGAAGGCGACCAAUCUUCAUCUCCAUGUCUUAAGUGUCACGCCUGGCUAGGCACCAGCGUUACAUUUUGGGUUCAGGUAUUUAAGAGCCCAGAUCUUGAGGUGAGGCUGAAGACGGUGGAGCCAGAUUGAAAAGGACACAUCUCCGGUCAGACUCAUCCUGAGACAUGCCUUCUGCUGUGACGACUGUCCUCCUGAUGGGGGCGCUGAUGGUCGCGUCUGCCUUUGCUCAAUCUUACGACUCUCAAGGGGUGAGAGCUAUGUGUGCCGACGUGGAGCUGGAAGAAUGCGGUGAUGAGCCGUGCGGGUUUUACCGCCUGAACGAGUUCAGCUGUGUCAAAGUAUUAACCUUGGAAAGGGAUUUCGAAAACGCACAGAUGGGGUGUGAACUCAUCAAUGGUAAUUUGGUAAAAGUGCAAACUGAGGAGGAGCACAAGAAGCUGCUAUGUAUGAUGAUACGGGUGUUCCCGAGGCGAAUCCACUACUGGAUCGGUGCUGUAAGAAGAGAAGAUGGUUAUUUCUACUGGUUUGAUGGAAGCGGGCCAGUGGAGUUUGCUCCAUGGCGUGAAGGACAGCCCGACAACUAUGAGGGCGAAGAGGACUGCGUGUGGAUGAACUCUGGCACCUGGGGUGCGUGGAACGACGGCGCGUGUUAUGAGGCGAGUUCUGUGGCGUGUCAGGUCCUAGUGUGAUCGUCGCUCAGUUGGUCUACUUGUGAGCACAAACACACGUUUACAGUCAUUGCAAUAAAUUUCAAG
Dunckerocampus dactyliophorus (ringed pipefish) is the source of this 1037-nucleotide messenger RNA. RefSeq names its product C-type isolectin Sp-CL4-like. The record is from RefSeq and is a predicted model, not a curated record. The transcript is spliced from 8 exons. Bases 447 to 971 code for a protein of 174 amino acids. NCBI's taxonomy places the organism in Eukaryota, Metazoa, Chordata, Actinopteri, Syngnathiformes, Syngnathidae.